Molecule: messenger RNA, 4512 nt
Organism: Galeopterus variegatus (Sunda flying lemur)
Lineage: Eukaryota; Metazoa; Chordata; Mammalia; Dermoptera; Cynocephalidae
Product: hydrocephalus-inducing protein homolog
Exons: 18
Biological process (GO): cilium movement; axonemal central apparatus assembly
Cellular component (GO): axoneme
Source: RefSeq, a predicted model, not a curated record
ACUCAGAAACUCAAAGUGAAAUUCUCCCCACUGGACAUUGGAGACUUCGAGAGCAAACUUUUCUGCCAGAUUCCCAACCUGCCACCUGGAGAGCAAGGUCCAGUCCUGGUAGCAAAAGGGCGGAGCUUGUUGCCAUUUUGUCAUUUUGACCUGAAAGACUCAGACUACAUCAGCGGUUAUCGGCGCAACCCAGAGCUCCGAGGGUCUAGCAGUGGGACUCUGGAUCCAAACACCCGGGUGAUUGAGUUCACAACUGUGGGCAUAGGAGGGAAGAAUCUCCGGACCUUUACAAUCCUGAACCCGACCGAUAGCACCUACUCCUUCUGCUGGAUCUCUGAAGAAACUGAGAGUCUCCAGAACCCUCCAGCCUUCACGUGCCUUACCAAGAAGGGAUUCAUCCACCCUGAGAAGAAAGCUGAGAUUGUGUUCCAGUUCACACCUUCCCAUCUGGAUGUCACAGAAGCAUUAUGGACUUUCUUAAUCCCUGAACACAAUAUCACAGUCCCUUUCCUGCUGGUAGGCAAAGCCACCGACCCUCUCAUCUCUCUGGACAAGUCACACCUCAACUUCAGUGCCCUCCUCAUUGGCAGAGAAGCCAGGGAGACUGUGCAGAUCAUCAACAAGGAGGAGCAGGGCUUCAAUUUUGCCUUCCAGGACAACUCCCGAUAUUCUGAAGGUUUCAGCAACAGCCUGGUUGUAUGUCCCAUGGAAGGCUGGGUCCCACCGCUGUCCAGGUUCCCAAUUGAUAUUUUCUUCACACCAAAGCAGGAAGGAGAUGUAAACUUUAAUUUGAUCUGCAAUGUGAAAAAGAAAGUCCACCCUCUGACAUUAAAUGUCAAGGCCGAGGGCUACAGUAUGAAUGCACAGGUCAAGUGCAAGGACAGCACUGGCUGCAUCACUGUCUUGACUCCCAACCAGACCAACAUCAUCAGCUUCUAUGAGGUGGUGCUAAAUGAAUGUGUCCAGUGUGAAUUCAGCUUUGUCAACACUGGAAAGUUCAACUUCAGCUUCCAGGCUGAGCUAUCUGGUUCCAAAACUCUGCUGCAGUACUUGGAAUUUUCACCCACUGACAGCACUGUGGAUGUGGGGCAGAGUGUACAUGCCACCUUGUCUUUCCAACCACUUAAGAAGUGCGUCUUGAAGGGCCUGGAACUCAGAAUCAAGAUCACCCAUGGCCCAACAUUCGUGUGCAGCAUCACAGGCUGUGCUGUAAGCCCAGCGGUCCAUUUCUCCUUCACCAGCUACAACUUUGGGACCUGCUUCAUCUACCAAGCUGGGAUGCCCCCAUACAAACAAACCCUGGUCAUCACCAACAAGGAAGAAACACCGAUGAGCAUAGAUUGUUUGUACACCAACACCACCCACCUCGAGGUGAACUUCCGUGUUGAUGUAGUAAAUCCAGAAAAGACACUGGAGGUUCCAAUCACCUUUUAUCCUCAAGAAAGUAUCAACUAUCGAGAGCUCGUCACCUUUGAAAUCAAUGGGCUCUCACAGCAAACAGUCGAAAUCAAAGGGAAAGGUACUGAAAUGAAGGUUUUAGUCCUAGAUCCAGCUAAUAGGAUUGUGAAGUUAGGAGCUGUCCCUCCAGGACAGGUUGUGAAAAAAAUGGUUUCCAUCAUAAACAACAGCCUUGUUCAGCUCAUAUUUAACCUGUCAGUCAUGUUCUCGAUUCCAGAACUCCAGGAACCCAAGGUCAUCACCUUGGUGCCCUUCCAAAACAUCGCCCUGAAGCCCAAAGAAGUCUGUAAACUGGAAGUCAUCUUUGCCCCAAAGAAGCGUGUCCCUCCCUUCUCCGAGGAGGUGUUCAUGGAAUACAUGGGGCUCCUGCGGCCCCUCUUCCUCCUCACUGGCUGCUGCCAGGCCCUGGAGAUCUCCCUGGACCAGGAGCACCUUCCUUUUGGACCAGUCGUGUAUCAGACGCAAGCCGUACGUCGCAUCCUCAUGUCCAACACAGGCGACGUGGGCACAAGGUUUAAAUGGGAUGUCAAAAAAUUUGAGCCUCAUUUCUCCAUCAGCCCAGAAGAAGGCUAUAUCACCGCAGGCAUGGAGGUUUCUUUUGAAGUGACCUACCAUCCCACUGAGGUAGGAAAGGAGAGUCUCUAUAAAAACAUGCUCUGCUACAUCCAGGGAGGCAGUCCUCUGUCCCUAACCCUUUCUGGAGUCUGCGUGGGACCACCAGCAGUCAAAGAGGUGGUGAAUUUCACCUGCCAGGUGCGCUCCAAGCACACACAAACUAUUCUGCUGUCAAACCGCACCAACCAGACCUGGAAUCUGCACCCCAUCUUUGAGGGUGAACACUGGGAGGGGCCUGAGUUCGUCACCCUGGAGGCCCAUCAGCAAAACAAGCCCUAUGAGAUCACCUACAAGCCCCGCACCAUGAACGUGGAAAACCGCAAGCACCAGGGCACCCUCUUCUUCCCCCUCCCGGAUGGGACCGGCUGGCUGUAUGCUCUGCAUGGGACUUCCGAGCUCCCCAAAGCUGUGGCCAAUAUCUACCGUGAAGUGCCAUGUAAGACUCCCUACACUGAGCUCCUGCCAAUCACCAACUGGCUGAACAAGCCCCAGAGAUUCCGGGUCAUUGUGGAAAUGCUGAAACCAGAGAAGCCAGACCUAAGUGUCACUAUAAAGGGUCUUGAUUACAUUGAUGUACUGGGUGGCUCCAAGAAAGACUACAAGCUGAACUUCUUUUCCUACAAGGAGGGACUGUUUACUGCAAAGGUGAUCUUCCGAAAUGAGGUGACCAAUGAGUUCUUGUACGGAUCGCAACCCUCGGGCACAUUCUCAUUUGAAUUCCAGCCCCUGAAAGCUGGAGAAACCUUUGGGAGACUAACUUUGCACAACAGUGAUUUGGGUUACUACCAGUAUGAGCUCAAUUUGAAGGCCAUGCCAGCACUUCCCGAAAAGCCCGUUCGUGUCCAGACUGUUCUUGGCAGCAGCCAAAGCAUCUUUGUGAAGUUCACCAAUUAUACACGGCUGAAGACAGAAUAUUACUGCAGGACUGACUGUCCCGACUUCCACACAGAAAAAGUCAUUAAUGCAGCCCCAGGAGCCCAGGGGGGCACUGAAGUCAAUGUGGAAGUCUUCUUCGAGCCCAGCCAUCUGGGCGAGACCAAGGGCGUCCUGAUCCUGUCGUCAAUUGCAGGAGGCGAGUAUAUCAUCCCCCUCUUCGGAGUGGGUCUGCCCCCCAAGCCCCAAGGUCCGUUCCUGAUCCGAGCUGGGUACAACAUAAUCAUCCCCUUCAAAAAUGUCUUCUACCACACGGUGACCUUCUCCUGCACCGUGGAGAGCCCAGCCUUCACCGUUCGCGCCAUGGAUUCCAUGCGGCCCAAGAAGAUCAACAACAUCACAGUCUACUUUGAAGGAAACCCAUCGGGCAGCAAAACCCCCAUCACCACCAAGCUGAUUGUGAGCUGCUGUCCCAGUGAAGGCCAAGAAACUGGAAUUAAAUGGGUUUAUUACCUGAAGGGGAUCACCCCUUAGUAACCAGGGUUACUGCAUCAACCAAAAGCCAUCUCCUCAACCUUCCAAACAUAGAUCUGAAAUAUAUAUUCCAUAUUAAAAAUUAUAGCUAUGCACAACAGAUCUAUAUUUUAGAUAACUGAAUCUCAGGAGUCCCUGAAUUUAGUUUCUUGACAUAUCCCCAAAGCUCAAGUACUCUGUAAUAACCCCCAUUUUUAACAAGACAACACAGGUAUUACACCCAUGACCACACAGCACUUAGCAGUCUGUGGUGCUGGGGCACUGCAGUUUCUUUUUAAAAUCCAUGAGGGUUUAAAGAGACCUUAGAUGUGAAUCUAUUUUUAUGUGAUUUUUAUUCUGCCUUCACAUAAAAGCCAAAUAAAUAACUAUUUUCAAAGCAAUGAACAGACGACAUUAGGGCAACCUGGGGAUGCUCCUAUUCACUUUUUCCCUUGGCUUUUAUACCGUCACUUUCCAAAUCCUGUACCUGUUCCCCACAGAAAGUUCUUGCUGAAGGCCAGGUCCUGGAGAAAGGAUGAUACAGAAACCCCAGCUCCCCGUGCCCUCCCCCAGCCUUGGGCACAGCAACCAGCUGCAGGGCAGUGAUUCUUGACCCAUCAGAAUCACCUAAUGCUCACCCAGAACACACUCCCUCCCAAAAUUCUGAUUUCAUUGGUCUUGAGAGUGGCAUAAGCAUCUCUCUUUUUUAGUAACUUGUACAGCAGCGUUGAGAACCAUUGCUACAGAUCAAACACCCACCUGGCCAUUUGUGCUGCGACUGAAGCAGGAAUCCCUUCCAGAGGAAGGACCAUGUCCCAGUGUGAUAUAUUGAAACCACAACUAUUUUGUGCACACAUAAAGGGUGACAAUCUAAGUCGGUGCCUUUCUUGAGCACCACCCUGGAAGCUCCACCUCCAAGGAGCAAUGGGGCACCUGCCUCAGCCCAGAAACUUGGGUCCACAGCCACCUCUUCCCCUGGGCCUUUGCAGUGUGUACGAAUAGGACCACUUACCUGUCAGUGCCAUCUUUUGAAAUAAAGAUAGUUAAAGACUG